Molecule: messenger RNA, 936 nt
Organism: Suillus subalutaceus
Lineage: Eukaryota; Fungi; Basidiomycota; Agaricomycetes; Boletales; Suillaceae
Product: NADP-dependent oxidoreductase domain-containing protein
Exons: 8
Coding region: 1-936 (311 amino acids)
Cellular component (GO): cytosol
Molecular function (GO): aldose reductase (NADPH) activity
Source: RefSeq, a predicted model, not a curated record
AUGUUGUCUCAUCUCAUCGCCCUCCACAAUGGGCAGACCGUCCCUGCUAUCGGACUCGGAACAUGGCAAUCGAAACUCAAUGCUAGUGAAAUCGCCCGCGCCGUGGAACAUGGGCUAAAGGCAGGCUAUAGACACAUUGAUUGUGCUUGGUUUUAUGGGAACGAAAAGGAAGUUGGUGACGGUCUGCGUGCAUCAGGCGUUCCGCGAGAGGAAGUGUUUGUCACCAGCAAGGUUUGGGGUACAUACCAUAGACGCGUUGAGGAAUCCCUCGACCAGACGCUUGCGAACUUGGGAACAACAUAUCUUGACCUUUACCUUGUGCACUGGCCUAUUGCGAUGAACCCGAAUGGGAAUCACCCUGUCAUGCCGAUGCGCCCGAACGGAAACCAUGACAUCGAUGAAUCAUGGGACAUCAGGGACACUUGGAAGGCUAUGGAAGCCAUGGUAAAGAAGGGUAAAGUCAAGGCAAUCGGCGUGUCAAACUUUUCCCGGAUGAUGCUCGAGAGGAUCUUGCCCACAGCUGAGAUCAUACCGGCUCUCGAGCUUCACCUGUACAAUCCGCAGCUGAAGCUUCUGGAUUACUUGAAGUCAAAGAAAAUUGUUCCACAAGCAUACUCGCCCCUUGGUUCGACCGGCGCUCCACUGUUGACCGAUGAGUUUGCCACUGAGAUUGCGAAGAAGCGUGGUCUCAAGAGCACGUCCGAUGUCCUUCUCGGUUACCUGUUGACAAAGGACAUAGUUGUCCUUCCCAAAUCAAUGUCACCAUCCCGUAUCGAAUCUAACUUGACUGGCGCACUAGAGGCAUACAGUGUGCUGACACCAGAGGACAUUAAAAUCCUUGACGGUGUAGCUGUGGGUGGCAAGCAGAAGCGUUUCAUCAUGCCUAACUGGGGUAUUGAUCUUGGUUUUGAUGACUGGCCCGCUCCAACAAAGUAA